Morus notabilis is the source of this 2155-nucleotide messenger RNA. Its product is annotated as putative pentatricopeptide repeat-containing protein At3g47840. Lineage: Eukaryota; Viridiplantae; Streptophyta; Magnoliopsida; Rosales; Moraceae. Bases 20 to 2155 code for a protein of 711 amino acids. The transcript has a single exon. The record is from RefSeq and is a predicted model, not a curated record. Gene Ontology annotation, biological process: RNA modification. Gene Ontology annotation, molecular function: protein binding; RNA binding.
CAACGAAAGAAAAUAAAACAUGGUUUUCUUAUCAGUCAGGCCUCGUAUCAGGAGAAUAUUCACAGCACAAGCAUUCUCUUCCACCGAACACGAAAACUUUCUGACUUCAGCGGGCGGACCGGACCAGUCAUUCGAAGAAACCCAUGUUGUGAAUCAUGUUGAAAUGCACGAACUGAACUCUCGUUUAAAGGAGCUUGUGAAAACUGGUCAUCUAAAUGAUGCUCGAAAUUUGUUCGAUGAAAUGCCGCAAAGAGAUGAAAUUUCAUGGACCAACAUGAUUUCUGGUUAUGUGAAUUAUUCUCAUGCCCCUGAGGCUUUGAAGUUAUUCUCGAUAAUGAGGAUUCGGCCGGAACUGAGAUUGGACCCUUUUGUGCUUAGUCUUGCACUGAAGGCUUGUGGGCUAAGUAUGAACUUGUACUGUGGGGCAUUGUUACAUGGGUGUUCGAUAAAAUCAGGUUUGGUCAAUUCUGUUUUUGUGGGUAGUACGCUUCUUGAUAUGUAUGCGAAAAUGGGAAAAAUUGAGCUGGGUUGUAGAGUAUUUGAUCACAUGCCGGAUAGAAAUAUAGUAUCUUGGACUGCCAUUAUAAGUGGGCUUGUUCAUGCUGGUUAUAAUGCUCAGGGCUUGUUUUACUUUUCCAAGAUGUGGAAGUUGAAGGUGGAAUGCGAUGCAUAUGCGUAUGCUAUUGCGUUGAAGGCUUGUGCUGAUUUGAGUGCGCUGAUUCAUGGGAAGGCGAUUCACACGCAAACAUUGAAGAAAGGGUUGAAUGAGAGCUCAUUUGUGGCCAACUCUCUUGCUACCAUGUACAAGAAGUGUGGUAAAUUGGACUAUGGAUUUCUCUUGUUUGAUAAAAUGGGAACGCCAGAUGUUGUUUCGUGGACUUCAAUCAUUUCGACAUACAUUCAGAUGGGUCGAGAGAAGGAUGCGAUUGAAGCCUUUAUAAGAAUGCGGGAAGAUGGUGUGAGUCCUAAUGACUAUACCUUUGCUGCUUUGAUCUCUGGAUGUGCCAAUCUAGCUAGAGUUGAAUGGGGUGAACAGCUACAUGCUCAUGUGUUGUGUCGAGGCAUGGCAGAUUAUUUAUCAGUGGCGAAUUCCAUUAUGGCCAUGUACUCAAAAUGUGGGCGUUUAGUUUCAACUUCAACGAUCUUUCGAGGAAUGAGCAAAAAAGAUAUUGUUUCUUGGAGCACUAUAAUCGCAGGGUAUUCUCAAGUAGGCCAUGGAGAAGAAGGUUUUGAGUACUUCUCAUGGAUGAGAAGGGAAGGACCAAAACCUAAUGAGUUUGCUCUUUCUAGUUUGUUAAGUGUUUGUGGAAGCAUGGCGAUGCUAGAACAAGGGAAGCAAUUGCAUGCCCAUGUCUUGUCUGUUGGAUUGGAGCACAAAUCUUUAAUACAGAGUUCUCUGAUUAAUAUGUAUUCAAAAUGUGGUAGUAUAAAGGAAGCCUCAAAAAUAUUCGAUGCAACAGAACAAUACAAUAUAGUGUCAUGGACAGCUAUGAUUGGUGGAUAUGCUGAACAUGGAUACAGUCAAGAAGCCAUUGAUUUGUUUGAAAAGAUACCAAAGGUUGGUUUGAGACCUGACUGUGUAACCUUCAUAGGUGCUCUUACUGCUUGUAGCCAUGGUGGACUUGUUGGUCUUGGUUUUUACUACUUCAAUAUAAUGUGUAGUAAAUAUCAGAUCCAUCCCUCGAAAGAACACUAUGGUUGCAUUAUUGAUCUUUUGUGUCGGGCUGGACGAUUAAGUGAUGCAGAGGAAAUGAUCAGAAGUAUGCCAUCUAAGCCAGAUGAUGUUGUAUGGUCUAUUCUGCUUAGAGCAUGCGGGGUUCAUGGUGAUGUUGACCGUGGAAGACAUGCUGCCGAGGAGAUUCUAAAACUGGAUCCACACUGUGCAGUGACUCACAUCAUCUUGGCUAAGCUAUACGCUGCCAAAGGGAAGUGGCAGGAAUCGGCUGAAGUGAGGAAGAUUUUGAAAUCGAAGGGUCUGAUUAAAGAGCCAGGAUGGUCUUGGAUAGAGGUUAAGGAUCAGAUUUCUACAUUUGUUGCCGGUGACAGGUCUCAUCCACAAUGCGAAGAGAUCUACAAUCUGUUGGAACUACUUGUUUCAAAGCCAGAAAAUGGGACUGAAGAAUUGGUUUAUGAAUUGGUUGAUGUUGCGGAUUAG